This is a messenger RNA of Hyaloperonospora brassicae, 2301 nucleotides long. NCBI's taxonomy places the organism in Eukaryota, Oomycota, Peronosporomycetes, Peronosporales, Peronosporaceae. The record is from the annotation of a GenBank genome assembly.
AUGAACCGACACGCGCUGGCUGAGGCCACGAGUCUGCACGACGGCCCCGUGCCCGUGUACCUCAUGGAAGAGAUCGCAAACGCGACACGCGCGAGCGAGCGCGACGCCGAGAAAACCGCCGACUUUAUGCUCGCGCGACUUCACAAGAGCAACUUGAACGUCAAACUGAAGGCGCUGCAGAUCAUUUCGUUUUGUAUCCGAAACGGCAGUCGCUCGUUUGCUGAGGCUGUUCGCGACAAGGAGCAGGAGAUUGCCGUGUACUUGCAAAUCUCAGGUCUGUCGGAUCCAGUGUAUGGUGACGAAAAGUACCGCCGCAUUCGGGUCGCUGCACAGGAAGCACUGGUGUGCUUGAAUGUCAGUUUCCUCUCGCGUCAGCAGGACGAGCCGCCGCCACCGCCACAACAGCACGCUCUUCAGGGGGACGCCGACAGCUGGCAGGCUUCAGCAAGAGACAAUGCGCCAGCUUAUGGUAGUGCUGAUACUGCGUGCCACCAAGCGGAACGACAGCACACGAGUGUUGGUGGAUCGUGGGGACAACCGCAGCCUCCUGGCCGACCGAUGCCUUAUCAGGAUAAUCCAUCUGAAGGCUACGCUAGGCCGCCUGGACCGGCAAGCUAUGACGGACGCUCGGGCGGAGAAGGUCACCGUGGCUCUGAGAGCGAUAACAAUCAUUUCGGGCAAAACGGUGGUGGCAUAGGGGGAUACGGCAACACCCCGAACUGUCCGCAGAGUAGAUAUGGCCAGAGUGCUCAAGCACCGCAGCCGCCGCAACGGCAAGCAAGCGGCUUUGGCUCGUGGUCUGCCCAGCCGGGAUCUGGCGUGGCGUCGAAGAGCACUGGCGCCGGCACUUGGAGCAGUUCAGGCUAUCAGAAGAAGGACCUUGCGGCAGAAAAUGAUCCGCGCUACAACCCGUCCAUGCGGCGAGACAACCGCCCGACAGUGCUUGUGGGACACGCGCUCAACUUUCCAAAGCCAGCGGGAGGAUUCGGCAGUAGCAAUACGAGCGCAACGUCAGGACUUGGUGGAUUUCAAAGUGGUACAUACAAUCCGAACGCCGUUCGUAGCGCUAGCGGUGCGACUGCGUUCAAUCCGAAUAUGGCUGAAGGCAGUGCGCCAGGCGGCUUCGCUAGCCAUCAGGUGGGCGGAGCACCGUCAUAUGCUGACAAAAUGAACCGCAUGAGCGGCAAUGCUCACCGCAUUGGUAGCAUGGGUCUUCCGGUCAACGGACAGCCUCUUCCGGAUGCGCUACCGACGGCUCUCGGCAAGAGAGCAGAAGUGCUGAAAAAGCUAGGUACAGCAGCGCUGGAAAAGUGGGACCGCCGCAAUAUGGACAAAUCGAUGGCGUCAUCCCUGGCUGAUCACGAUGAAUUGCGCGCUGGUCCGCAAAUUGUUGAACACGGUUAUUAUCAGUCGAAUGCUCGACGGGGGGCAGGUGGGGGCGACACCAGCAGGGACUACGAGCGCACGAUGAUCGACAACUUGUGCGCACCGGCAGGUCUUUCGCGCGCGCCGCCUGCAGAUGGGCUCAAACGGUUUGUCGACCUUGCACAGACACUGGAUGCGCAAACGAUUGGAGACAUUGUACUGGACAAGCUAGAAGACGAGACUUGGCAAGUUUGUCUGAAAGGUUUGCACGUAGUACAAGCGCUGCUGGAUUCACCAGGUGCAGCACCAUACGAGGAGUUUUUCGAGGAAAAUGUGGAGGUUAUCGAAGAGCUGCGAAAGGAUGCCAAACCUAGCGUAGUAUCGAAGGCAAAGCAGGUUCUGCGUGCGCUCGGCUACGAAGACGAUGCCCACGAGGCUCCUAAGCUUGACAGCAAAGGCGUGGGCGCUACACGACUUCAGCGUGGCAGAUCCCCGAAAGACCGUGUGCAGCAGCCACAGCAAGAAGUGGAUCUCCUAGGCUUUGACUCGCUCAGUCUCGAGUCAUCUGCUUGCCCUGUUGAUCAUGGUGCUACGGCUUCGGUGGAUCUCCUUUGCUCUCCGGUCCGCCCACAGCCGCCACCGGCUUUGACGUCUAUGGAGGAAGUCCUGCUCCUGGAUGGCUAUGAUACACAAGCAAGCUCCGGUCCUCCGUACGCUCCACAGCAGCAAGUUGUUCCGAAAGCAUAUGCGCAGUUGGCUCAAGCUCAUGUGGAUGAGCAGAACAAAGCAAUGAGCCAUUAUAGAAAGGGCUUGUUCUCAAUCGCCAACUCUCCAUGCAGCGCGGGGACAGCCGUUGGCACAGCACCACGCUCUGGGGCUGUCGACAGUGUGUGCCUGGGCGGCGGUAAUAAUCACUCAGCAUUCGCAUUCAUGUAG